Molecule: messenger RNA, 2173 nt
Organism: Ictalurus punctatus (channel catfish)
Lineage: Eukaryota; Metazoa; Chordata; Actinopteri; Siluriformes; Ictaluridae
Gene: tnfaip2b
Product: tumor necrosis factor, alpha-induced protein 2b
Exons: 12
Coding region: 127-2034 (635 amino acids)
Biological process (GO): exocyst localization; exocytosis
Cellular component (GO): exocyst
Molecular function (GO): SNARE binding
Source: RefSeq, a predicted model, not a curated record
GUUUGUCCGCGUGCCAGUUCCUUCCCCUGUGAGUACAGACUAAGUGGAGGAGGAUGCAGUUCAUAUAAGUAGCACACACAUACACACACACACACACACACACUAAUAAACAGAACCGCUGGAACAAUGACUGUUGGAUCAUCAUCCCCCAUAGUCAGAACGGUCUCACCUUCUAAGUGUAUAUUUUCCAAAUUUAAAAUAAGCCUACCAUUUUUCAAAAGGAAUACCCAUAUUCAGGAUGAUAUCAAGUCUGAAGAAAUUCUGUUAACUUUUCAGCAGAAUCUCCAGCAGCAUCAGUUUGUUGUGGCAGGGAAGCAGCUGAUUUGUCGAGAGGAGCGUUUGUUUGCACUGAAACAAGAAGGGAUGGGAUCCAGCAAGAGCAUGUUGGCAGAAGAGGAGGAAGAUGAGGAGGAAAAACUGAAUAAAGACUUUGAAGACCUUUUAACGAAAGUUAUGUCAACAGUUGAGAAAUGUUUUGAUGUUCAAACUAACGAAGAGAAAGAAUUUCUAAAAGAGGCAGUCCUAGCCAUCGACCAAGAGGAAGAGCAGGACAGGAGAUGGGAAGGGGUUCAGAAAAAUGAACGUCCUCCAUGGAGACCAAGGCAUUGCAGACUGGCCCAUGACCACCUGCUUCGCAGUAUGGUUCUACAGCGGAUGGAGGAGGCAAAGCUAGAUUCAAAUGUUAACUUUAAGUCUUCAGUUCAAUUGGAGAUCACUGCCAAGGGUAAACAACUGAAGAAAGACCUGCUAAAAAUUGCAAAGAAUGUGAAGAGCUGCUACCCAAAAGAGAAUGUGUGCCAAUUGUAUGCCAAAAUAUACCAUCAGGUUUUUUGUGACAAGCUCAGGGAAAUUGCUGAUUAUGGACUUUCUGAUGAAGACUGCACACAAGUCCUUCUUUGGGUGAAUAGUCUUUACCCUGAGAUUCUGAGGCAUGAAGAGCUUUCUGGGAUGAUUGACUAUGAACAUCUUGAGGCACUGAUCCCUGAUGAUAUCCUUGAAUUGUUGGAAGAGCAGUAUUUGACCAGUAAAGAGAAUGAGCUAUGGACAUGGUGUCAAAGAGCCUUGAGCAGUGAGAAGGAAGCUAAUCCUGAACUGAUGGAUAAUUGCUACUCAAGCCAUCUGGCCAUUGAUGUGAUUCAGUGUGUCAAUGCUCUUCUCAACUCAUCAAAGAAUGUGCUGGGCUCUUGGUCAAAAACUCAGAGAAUCACACACCAGUUAAAGCAAUUCCUUAUUAAUUACCAGCAUUUCCUUGAGAAAGUGAUUGAGGAUAAUCAGGUGAACGCUGAUGCUGUAUUGAAGGCCAACCUGCCCUGUAUCAGAGAUCUCAGGAAUUACAUAAUGAUGAAUCCAGACCCCUUCCCUCAACACAUCAAGAAUGAGUGUAUAGAUCUGCUGACCAGGACAAGAGACACAUGCCACAGUUAUUUCACCAAACCGAUCCAUAAAAAUCUCAAGUGGACAUACUCCAAAGUGGGUACCAAAGAAUGGCUUAAACACAAUGAACAUGUGUGUAGUGAAUUGCUUGAUGGGGUGCAUAGACACAUCCAGCAAAUCAGAAACCUGCAUGAAGCAUGCCUUAAGGAGUUGGUCAGCAAGCUUCAUGAAGAACUGUUGGCUGAGUAUGUGAGGAAAAUGAUGAAGAAGAAGAUCAUACUUAAAGAUGAGAAGAAACAACACCAAGCAGCUGAAGCUUUAUGCAAAAAUAGUCAGAAAAUACAUGCUCUGUUUACUGAGGCUGGGUCAUACAUGAAGGACCUGGAAGACAUCCUGCCCAAAUUAGCUGAACUGCUGAAACUAAAUGAUCCACAAUGCAUUGAACUCCAGCUGGUCACCCUCUCUAACAUUUACCCAGACCUCAGUGACGCCCACGUCUCUGCCUGGCUACACCUCAAGGCAAACCUUUCUCCCUCGGACCUCAAAAAAAUAAAGAAGACAUUCACUAUGUAUCAUGGUCAAACCUCAGAAAGCACUAUAGAUGGCAUGGAUUCCCUUCAUUCAAACACAAAUUUCUUCUCCAAAGUAGCCAUGAAGUAAUCAUCUGAAAUACUGUAAAAUACCAAAUGUUUCUAAUUCUCAUGAUGUAUGUUGUCUUUAUAGUGUUUUAUGCAGUCCCAUGUGCAAUGUGAAAUGAUUAAGCUAUUGUAAAAAUUGUAAAUAAAUACAGUACACGUUA